CCAGUGUGACAAGAAACGAGAGAGAGAGAGAUAAACACCGAGGAGAGCGAGGGAGAGAGAGAGAGAGGAACCUGCACUGCUCUUUAGCACAAGGGGACAGGAAUUCGCCAGAGAUAAUUAUAAUUGUACACCAUUUUGACAAAGUUGGGCCGCGGGUCGCUGCUGCCUCAUAUGCCCCUGGGAACUACAGUGUGCCUCCGCUUUAUCUCUGCUGGAUCUGGACUCUUCUGCACCGCUCCUUUUCUGUGCGAGUGUCUCAGCUCAGCGGUGUUUUAAAUGGUGAUUGAUCUAUAUGCACGUUGUGCUUUAGAGAACUCAUCUGAUCUGAAAGCCACUGACAAAAACUGAUGAAGAAGAGAAGCCAGUGAAAUGAAGAAGAAGAGUUUGUUGGAUUAUCUACACUGACACAGAAACGUCUCACAACGUCCACCCACUGACACAAUGAGGACCUGAAACUGAGGGAAAACUAACUUUAUUCUGAGAAAGAAGUCUCAGUUUUCCAAUACACAGUCCUUUGGGCCUUGCUGGUCUGAUAAAGACUACUUCACACAAGCCACGCACACAAAGCAGAUGUUAAAACUACACAAGUUGUUUUUAUGGUGCCAGUUGCACACAGAGUUUGAGUAACUGGUUCACUGACAGUGUCAGAUGAAGAUGGAUGGAUGGUGUAGCAUCCAGUAACUGGAUAGUGCUAAAUGAGCUGCUGUGUAAGCAGCUGGAUCUCUGGAUGAUAGAAAGUAAAUAGCAUUUUAACUGACUGGCAAAGCAAAGCUAGACAUCCCUAGAUGUGCAGCUGCAGAUAGCAGUAGUUUGAAGUUAUACCGAGUUUGUGAAAGGCCAGCUGGACAGGGUAGAUUAGCUCAUACAAUGAAUCCUAGAGACAGUAUUGAGGUGAUGGAGACCCAGGCUGGAGGUCAGAAGGAGAAGCUGGUUGCAGAUAAGACCUACCCUGGAAAUAAGAUUGACGGUGAGGAUGACAAGAUCCCUGGAGCAUACGACUGCAGUGUCUGUGGACGUAGCUUCCCAUUCCUCAGCUCACUGUCGCAGCAUAUGAGACGCCACACGGGUGCACGCCCUUACAAGUGCCCCUACUGUGACCACAGGGCCUCUCAGAAGGGCAACCUCAAAGUUCACAUCCGCAGCCAUAAACUGGGCACCCUGUCUAGCCACCACUCCAAUGAGGAUGAAGAGGGUGGGGCUGAAGAGGAGGAGAUGAGUGUUUCAGAGGGUCUGGAUGGAGGCACGAGUCCAACUAAGAGCAGCUCAGCCUGUAACCGAAUGGUCAAUGGGGAUAGUGGUGAGGACAGUCGGAGAAAAGUGCCUGCACGGAACUUGAAAAGGGAGAAGCCUGUCACUGACCAGCAGCCUUACUGUUGCCGUCUUUGUGGCUACGAGGCCCAGAGGGAAGACCAGCUCCUUAGCCACAUUGAAAAGGUCCACAUCACAGCAGACACAGAAGAGGACACCACUGUUAAGGAAGAGGCUCUGACCGAAUCCGAUGUUAUCCAACCCCAGAAUGAUGGGACCUUUCCCUGUGAAACCUGCGGCCAGGUAUUUACCCAGGCCUGGUUUUUAAAAUCACAUAUGAAGAAACAUGCAGGGAUCCUGGACCACUGCUGUCGUAUCUGUGGACGACGGUUCCGUGAAGCGUGGUUUCUCAAAUCUCACAUGAAAACACACAACACCAAAUCCAAGUCACGGUCAAAAGUAGAUUCAGCUGAGCAUCCGGCCACCAUCAACAAUGUAGCCCAGAAUCCUGAUACAGUUACUGGCUCUGUUCCCUCUAUCUAUCAAAUGUGCUCCAAAUGUGGGAACCUGUUCCACAGCAGAGAGAGUCUGAGAGCUCAUGAUCAAAUCCACAGUUUCGGCUAUGGCAGGAAAUCCCAAAGCCCAUGCAGACCCAAUGAUGAUGAGGACUCACCUGCUGCUAAGAGACACUUACUUGACUACUUAAACCUCCAACCUGUUGAAGAAAAGACCCUGGACGAAGACGACGAAAAUAAGAACAACCUUCUGGGUCAAAGAAUCCCAGAGCUAGAUCCAAUUUGCAGCUACCAGGCCUGGCAAUUAGCCACUAAAGGAAGGGUUGUGGAGCCAGUGGAACCAACUUACAAAGCACCCUUUGGUGGAGGAAGUAUAGGGGAGGAGGCCCUCGCUGGAGCCACUGUGGUUUUUGAAAAGGAGAGCAGUCGUUAUGUCCUAAAAGGUCAAGAGAAACGCAGCUCAGGCAGACGCAGCAGCACUGGAUUGGGAAGCCAUACCUCUUCAGGGGACCGGACACCAGAGAGCCUCAGUGACUCUGAGUACCGGCCUUUGUCUCGACAGGAGCGACGACGGUCAUCCCAAUCGCAAUCUUCCUCCAAGUCCAAUGAGUGCUUUGAGUGUGGGAAGGUGUUUCGCAGUCGUCAUCAGAUGGUCGUCCACCAGCGGGUUCACAGGAAGGAAGGAAGCAGGGCAUCUGUCGGAGACAAAGAAAAACCUGCAAGGGGUGACCGAUGGGGCUCCCCCAGUGAUCCAGAGUCAGGCUCCCCUAGCCGGCCCAGCACUCCGGGGUACGGAGACUCUCCGCCAGCCUCCACCCUUGGAGACCAGGCUUCAGAGAUGGGUACAGCAAAGUCCGGAGAGUUUUCAGAUGAGAAGCCUUACAUCUGCAGUAUGUGUGACUUUGUUACCACAGAGUCACAUGCUUAUCUGACUCAUGUUCGCGUCCAACAUCCGGCAGGCCUCGAGGAUACACCCAGCCCCGUUACCAGCUCCAGCUCUAGCUCAGACAGAGGCACCCCGAGUGGUUAUCCCAAGCUGAAGAAAGCUCUUCUUCAGGGAAUGAACAACUCUGCAUCCUCUCCCGCUUACCUCUCAGCUCGAUCCUCUCCACUCGAUGCCAGCAUGACCCCUGUGGAUCUAUGUGUGAGGGCCGAGGGCUGCAGAGGCAUAGCCUCCUUAAGCCUGGACAGGAAGAGCCUCCCUAGCCACAAGUGCUCCUUCUGCUCCCACUCCACCCGCUACCCCGAGGUUCUCUGGAUGCACCAGACAGUGGCUCACCGCAUCAACAGCAGUAGCUCCAAUCUGGCUCCUAAAUGGGCUGUGAAAACCAUCUCAAAGGGCUCCAGGAAUAGUUCGUUCUCCUCCAGGCGACCUUCAGUGAUACGCACCCAACGUACACGCCCCCCAAACUACUCCAGCGAGGUUCUAAAGAAGAACAGGCCAGCUAGUAAUGCAGCCACACCAUCAUCGUCCUCCUCUUCUACUGCCUCCUCCUCAUUCUCCAGGGGAUCAUCAUCCACUUCAAGCACCCAAGCUGGGAGAGUCCCUGUACGGCCUGGCAGCAGCACCAGCAGCGGCAGCGCAAGACACACGGAGGACCAGAGUCAUCAGUCUCGCUUUAAGCCCAAAGUUGAUAUUUACCCUCGAGGAAGCUCGCUGUCAUCCUCCAGCUCCUUAGAGAAGAGCACUGCUGCUCUCUCAUGUCUCUCAGCCCCAAAGCCCAGCUCUGCUUCCAGGAUGGCAGACCGCUAUUUGAUGCCUCAAGAGGGCCUGGGCUUCAUGUUGUCCAGCAAGCAUGGCCUAGCAGAAUACAGCCUAGCCAGGGGCACUCCUCAUCAAUCGCUUCACUAUUCCCACAGCCAGAGCCAGGCUAACGCUAUGAGGCCCAGCACCAUCACCCAUAGCUCCACAGCAGGGCACAGUUAUGGAACCUCCCAAGCGCACGGAGGCACUCUGCAGAAUUCUUCCUCUUCUUCUUUGCCCUCAGAGGCUCAUGGAGAUAUGAAGAAAGAGCCAAUCACAAAGGCACAGGAGAUGCCAGCUGAUAUUGUCAACAUCCUCAAAAGCCACAGCCCACAUGAACUGGCAGCCCUCUACCACUGCUGGGGUGCAACCAAUGCCCUGCUGGAUUCAACUGGGAUGCUGAGGUCUCUCAUGCGACAGGGGCAGUAUUUCUGUCACGAGUGUGGGAAGAGUUUCAGUCAGCCCAGCCACCUGCGCACUCACAUGAGAUCCCAUACAGGGGAGAGGCCAUUCUGCUGCCAGCUCUGCCCAUACCGGGCCUCUCAGAAAGGGAACCUAAAGACGCAUGUGCAGAGUGUCCACCAUAUGCCUUUUGACAACAGCCAGUACCCAGACACAAGGAGCUUGUUACUGGGCCAGGAGGUACAAGGAGAGCUGGCUGUCAAACAUCCACCAAAAACACCACAACAGCAGUAAAUAGACCAGGACUGGGACUUGGGACCAGAUAAGUCAACCUGAUAGCAUGUCACCGGGGUGCAGGACCCAAGACUAAUGACUGACUAAUAACCGCAAAAUAAUUUUCUACAGUAAAUGAAGGUUAUUGUAGUUUUUGAUAGUUUUUUUUUUCUAUAAAGAAGCAAGUUAAAUUGCUGUGAAGCAGUUGUAAAAUCACAGAAUGGGGCCAUAGAUGAAGAGUGUCUUAUCUCCUAAAGGAAAGAAUUCACAGUGAAAUUCUGCAGUUUGAAAUUCAGGUGUGCAUUUUUCUCCACACAGAGGAGCUGAACUGUGAAAUGCUCGACUCACCAGUGUUCAUCCUUGUGCAUCUCUUGGCCUCCUUUAUUUUGAAGUUUAGCAAACUUGUGAGUAGUUUACAUCAUCUUAUAGCAUUUCUGAAUAUAGAUGCUCUCUGAAUUGAAGAGUUACCUCUCGCUGCCAAUUUGGAGGUACUGGCAAGUAAAUGCUCUGUUUUUAUGUAAAGAAGAGGAGAAACUGAACUUGAAUGCAGCUGCAUUUUAAUCAAGGAAUGUGGCAUUGCAUGGCUACUGUAGUUGCCCCCACCCCACCCCUUCUGGCUUUUCUGUAUCAGUUGUGCGUUCCUCAGGACACCAAUCAUCUAAGAGAUUAAGAGACGAUGCACCUCCAGUUCACCAACCGUCAACUGAAACAUCGCAAGUUUGUCACCUCUGAGAUCUAAGUCAUGAAGAUGAAGACUUGCAUCCGUGUGUGUGUGUGUGUAUAUGUCUGUGUGAACACUUGUGUUAAACUCACUUUCCUUCACUCCCGAGUGCAAUGCUAGGAGUGCGGCGACCGCUCUGAGGGUGUGUAGCUGAUGAUUAGAAGGAGAGAGAGAGAGAGAGAGAGAGACUGCUGGAGGUAGGUAGGGUUAAAUAGAGAGAGAGAACGCUAAUGGGGGUGUCUGCUUUAGCGCUCAUUAAAAAGAGUGCAUUUUUAAUAGCCAAUAUAAAUGAGUGCACAAUUUUUAUGGCCAUUCACUUAUUGUCAGUUUAUAAGAGGAGGGGACUGAGUGGAAGUAGUUUUCCUUCGUAGCACCUUCAUAUUAGAAAGUGUUUCCAACACAGACACCUCUGACUUUGAAUUAGAUUGACUUCAAAACUGUGGAGGUGGCAGGAGAAUAUUAGCCCAGUGUGGACUGUGCAGAAUAUACAGCAUGUGUAUUUGCAAAGCAGAAAUCGGUACUGCUAGCGUUAGCCAGCAAUGAUGUAUCAUAAUUUUGCUUUGCUAAAGGGCAACUCUGACUGUUUGGCAGUUUCCAAACCUAUUGUGAGAUGAAUGUUUGGGUACCAAAGUCAUCUCAGUCUUUCUGGUAGAGAGGCUGUCAGAAGCACGCAAUGCCUUACCAUGGCACCUCCCAACCUAAGGGGUCAGUGCUCCACUGGGGUCGCAAUACAGAUGCAUGAAACGUUUCGGUGUUUGCAGUCUUUGUGCUAAGUCAAGCUAAAUGGCUGCUUCAUAUACGCUGUACAGGUAUGAAGGUGGUAUUGAUCUUGCAUCUGAUAUUCUUUAACAAAAUGCAUACAUGUAUUUCCAAAAAUGUUGAAAUAUGUCUUUCAGCUUUUGAGUAAAAUAGACAUCUAGGUCAAAAUAAAACAAAGAAACAGCUAACGCAGAGAUUAUUUUGUUACAAAAACAUUUAAGCAGACUAAUGAGUCAAGCAUCUAUGCUGUCAAUCAAAUUUCUUGAAUGGUGAUGUUAAGAUUUGCUAGGAGGACAGAGUGAGGAGGUCAGAUGGAGAGAGCAGCCAGAGGUCAGGAGGUCAGGCUUUCAGAGAGUUCAGGGAUAAAAAACACGAGGAGGAGAUAUGUUGAAGCCUUUUUAAGUUGUAGAACCAUCACAGCCUUAACACAGGUGUGUGUGAGAGUGUGCAUGUGUGCAUUUUUUAAGCCUCUUUAUAGCAUACAAGAGGAUGACUACUUUGUCUACUACAGCCUCCCUUUAGAAGCUCUAUAUACUAGCCUACCUCCUCUGUAGUGAAAGCCUACUUUAAGUCUGUUGGCUGGUAUAAGCUUAGAACUGUUCUUCGCUAGGAUGAAAUGCUUUCUGUUGUCCUGUGCUUCAUUUUCUUUUCUCAGUUAUCCUCGUGAUUGAAUAAGCCAUGUCUUGAGACACUGGGGAAAAGAAAGAGGAAUGAAAGGCAGUUCAAAGUGGCUCCAACUGAAAGAGCGAGAGCAGAACUGUUGAUUUGCAGAGACAUUUUUCUACACAUUAAAUCAAAUUUCACACAGAUUAGUUACAAAUUACAGAGCAUAGAGUACUGUACUUUCCGUCUAUUUUUAGACCUAAGUAGUUUUUACAUGAUGAAGUGGUUGCUAUGCCAGUGGCUCAUUUAGAUAUGCAUACAAUAUUGUGUGCUUGAAUAUGCCUAAUAAUACACACGUGUAUAUUGAAGGUAUGGGUAGUGAAAAUACUUGAAACAGAUACUCUAGCCUUCGAGGUAGUGUAGUACUAAUACCAAUGUUGUACAGAAUUCCCUUUAAGAUUAAUUCCUCAGUUAUGACUUUGUACUCCGAAGUGUGACUUAGAACAUCUAUGAAGCAAGAGCGAGUGUAUGUAAUGUAAACUGCAUAACUGUAAUCCACCAAACCCUUUAUAUACAGCAGUAGAAACCAAAUGGCAUUACUAGUGCACUUAGACUAGGUUACUGCUUUAACCUCUCUCAUUUUGUCCAGUUUUAGCUAAGGUAAGGUUUCUUUGAGAAUGUCUUUUUAAUGGUGCCGGCUAACACGAUCCAGUGUAAUCUCUGGUUUAGAGGCUUUUUUCCUUUCAUUGUUUGUUUGUUAGGAUGAUUCCAUACGUUUUAAUGAAAAGUGAUUUGUUCUGUGACGACUAUGUGGCACAGCUUUUUAGCUACAUUUCCUCAUGGGAAGUUUGAUAAUGCUAGGUGCAGCAGUGCUUAUUUUAGAGUGUGUUUUUAGUCGCUCUCUUUGCUAAACCAUAAGAUUUGUUCAGUAGCUAGUCAUGGCUGCGCUCCCAGAGGGGCUGGCAUGUGCUGUUCUUUUCUCUUUGGUUGGGUUUUAUCAUGGUUCUUAAGUUGUAUUAUUUGUGUCUGUAUUGCUUUUUUUAUUUGUUAUGAGCUUCAUGAUUAAUUUACCUUAGAAAACAUUAUUAUUACAAAUGUAUUUGGUUGAUAUCUAUAUUUAUUAUCACUUCAAAAAGCAUGAGAGGACAGAGGCAGACAGCAGCGUUUGUUUUAAUUAGCUUUUUCUGUGUUGUUUUUGUUUUUAUACUGUGUAGUUUUCAAGCCAGCAAGCCAAUGUGAAAGCUCUACCUCGUCUGAGCCAUUCUCAGUUCUGUUACACUUUUGUACAUCAUUUCAAAAAGAUGUAAUGUCAUGUCCACAAUAAAGACACAAAAAAUGGCACCUGUUGAUGCUGUUUCAUCUGGUUUUGCUUGUUUGUGUUAAAUUUUCCUCAGCUGCUGUGACUCAACAUGUCCAAGUUUAGAUGAAAAAGCUUACAUAUUCACAGUUUGUAGUUGUUAGUUGUCUUUGUUACUCGUACUGCUGAUGUGAGGUGCAGUGCCUUCUC
Messenger RNA from Monopterus albus (swamp eel), 7772 nucleotides. Its product is annotated as zinc finger protein 516. Bases 868 to 4203 code for a protein of 1111 amino acids. Gene Ontology annotation, molecular function: DNA-binding transcription factor activity, RNA polymerase II-specific; RNA polymerase II cis-regulatory region sequence-specific DNA binding. NCBI's taxonomy places the organism in Eukaryota, Metazoa, Chordata, Actinopteri, Synbranchiformes, Synbranchidae. Gene Ontology annotation, cellular component: nucleus. The record is from RefSeq and is a predicted model, not a curated record. The transcript is spliced from 6 exons. Gene Ontology annotation, biological process: regulation of DNA-templated transcription.